Phaeodactylum tricornutum CCAP 1055/1 is the source of this 1456-nucleotide messenger RNA. RefSeq lists its product with no specific name. The record is from RefSeq and is a predicted model, not a curated record. The annotation marks the transcript as partial. NCBI's taxonomy places the organism in Eukaryota, Bacillariophyta, Bacillariophyceae, Surirellales, Neidiaceae. Gene Ontology annotation, molecular function: protein binding; tRNA (guanine(46)-N7)-methyltransferase activity. Gene Ontology annotation, cellular component: cytosol; nucleus; tRNA methyltransferase complex. The transcript has a single exon. Gene Ontology annotation, biological process: RNA (guanine-N7)-methylation.
GCACCGUCACGGCGGUGUAAAGCGCGUUUCACCGAGUCAUUAUGAAGCAACUUUUGCAUACCGCAUCAGGUUCGAUUGUCGUGGUAGGACUGCGGAACCGGGCUUUUACGGGUCGACUGGAUGCCGGUGAUGUCGUCGAACUCGAACCAUCGCCGCCAGCGCUGGUUCCCGUAGCAGUAAAGCACUCCGGGACAAACGAUUCUCUCCAACGGGCAACCGACACCAAAACAAAAGCACAUUAUGUCGAGGGAAGCGAGAAAGCAGCGGCAUCUCCACAACCUGGCACCCAAACGGUGGAAACGGUGGCAUUGGACGAGAUUCAGGCGGUUGCCGUGCACACCUCGGUUGGUCCGGGAAGCGACACUGCCUGGUACUGCGCCGUUGCUCGCUACGACAAGACUUUGACUGUUUACCACGUACUGAAUGGAAAGGCGCGGAUUGUGUCACAGCAUCGUACAGGCAAACGUGCCAGUAGUUUAGUCUUUGCGACGGUCUCGGCCACUGGUGCGACGCCAGCAACAGCAACGACAACAAGCCAGUCACUGAAUGAUCUAACCGUGGUGAUAGCGGGAGAUUUGGCGGGAGAUGCGACCGCUUUUCCUUUGGAGUUAGACCAGAACGUUACGGUCGAUGUCGAAAACCCCCCACGGCGGGUGCUACUCGGACACACUGCAAGUAUGCUGACGGCGGUCAAGGUUGUCCCGAGCCACGAUGCCGGUACCGAUGAAAUGACGAAUUGGAUUUUAACAGCCGAUCGCGACGAAAAGAUUCGGAUAUCAAGCUUUCCCGCCACACAUGAUAUUCAAUCAUUCUUACUUGGUCACGAAGCCUUUGUGUCGGAUAUUGACGCAAACGACACGGAAUGUGUGAGUGUGGGUGGGGAUGGUACGAUCCGAUACUGGGACAUUUCCACAGGAGCGGAGCUCGCCACACUCACGUGCACUGAAUCAUCGGCUGGUCGAAUGACGAUUCCAGUCAAGGUUUCGUUUCUUGGGAAAGAUCAGAUUGCGGUUAUAUACGACGAGAGCACGACUCUGGAUAUACUGACCGUCACAAGAAACGUCAAUGCGGUCACGCUGACUCCGUUGACCCAAAUUUCGGUUGCGUCUCAACCAUUGGCAAUCGCUUCCCCUGAUGAUCACAUUCUAUUACUACUGGCGGCCGAGCCGUUGUAUCUGCAGGCGUUCGCGGUCGUAAGACACGAACACCGAGCAUGUUCCUUGGAAUCACAGUCCUGGCCGUUCCUAAACGCACUGCGGACUUCGGUGGCCGAGUAUGGGCCUAUUCAAAUGCCCACGACUGUACUGGAGCGCGAUGAAUGCGGACGUUUAAAAAUGGACAAGCUCAACGAGACCCGCACGACUAAUUUACCUUGGAACAAUGUGGACCGAAGAGAAAAGGCGAAGAACCGCAACAAGCGACAGAAGAAACGUCGCAAGCAAGCGCAAGACGAUGA